AUGACCGCCUCCGCGUUGACACGGCAAUUGGAUAGCAUCUCCUUGAUGGCCCAGCCAACCCGAACUUUCUUGAGGCGGAUUAGUUUCUGCCCUUUAGAGAUCUGCACUCUGACAAUUGCCCUCUUGACUCCAUUCCUGCCCUCUCGGAUCCUUAUCUCGUUUGACGGAUUUAGCACGUGGUCAUGGGCCAAAAGAGCACUCUUGAGCUCAGCUUCGUCCACGGAGUCCUCGAUGCCAAUUAGCAGCAAAGCGACGCACUAA
Messenger RNA from Macrosiphum euphorbiae (potato aphid), 261 nucleotides. The record is from the annotation of a GenBank genome assembly. NCBI's taxonomy places the organism in Eukaryota, Metazoa, Arthropoda, Insecta, Hemiptera, Aphididae.